Messenger RNA from Aedes albopictus (Asian tiger mosquito), 5509 nucleotides. RefSeq lists its product as uncharacterized. The transcript has 2 exons. NCBI's taxonomy places the organism in Eukaryota, Metazoa, Arthropoda, Insecta, Diptera, Culicidae. The record is from RefSeq and is a predicted model, not a curated record. The coding region runs from base 317 to 2065 and encodes 582 amino acids.
UUGCAGUCACCAGAUCAUCGACAAACUUCCGAAUGAACGGUAGCGGGAUGUUUAGUUUGUUCAAGACUGAAUUUAGCAGGCUCUCCAUGAUCCAGUCGGCUGUGGCCGAGGAUAGCGGGUUUCCCAUGGCGGUUCCGAAGAUUUGGUGGUAGUGUUGACCAUCAUACCGGAAGUAGCUAGAAUCUAUACAGUAUUCUACGAUCUCAAGGAACAGAUCUAGGUUUAUAUUCGUGUUGGGUUUUAUCUCGUCCCACCUCAUUAUGAUGUUGUUCAAGACCAGCGAUUUCGGAAUCGAUGUGAAGAGAGCUUUCACAUCAUGGCACAUACACCACGCGUCCACUUCUACGCGCACAUCGAGACAAGAUAUGGUGCAGAUUUGAGAUCAGCUUUCAAAGACUACGCCAAUGACAACAGGAAGUUAGGGAACAUGACUAGUCGAAAGUCCUUCCUGAUUCGUUGUCGCAAAAGAGGAGUAUUUCCGACGCAUAUUUCCAGCAAUUUCCGGUUCACCUUUCCCCUCCUCGAAGAAAUCAGCCCAUAUACCAACAAGAUACAGAAAAGUAUAACAAGAUUCAUGAAGUCCAUCUUGAAUAUUGAGAUCAAACACACAUUCUACAAAAUCCAAACUAUCAAGACGAGAAUGUCCACCAUUGCUCAAACCAUCAUGGAUUCGGGAGUCCCAGAAGAAGUAUAUGCGAGCUUCUUCGAAAACCAGAGCAAAUACAACGAGAAGUACACCACAUCCCGGAGCAACAAGACAAAACGGAAGUUCAGCCGCAUCAUUGAGCGAGCUGAGGAGUCUAGCCAUGAACAAAUCCCAACAAUCAACGAAAAAGCCAUACACAACGGUACUCAAGUAAACAUCCCACCAGAAACACAAGUCUUGCUGAGCCUCGGACCGAAGUUCGCGCUCCCACAAACAAAAACGGAUCCGAUAUUCUUCUACCACAUGCUCGCCGAUGUCGAAGAAAUACUGAAGUCCAACCCGGACACGACAGUACAAGACCGUACAAGGUGCGCCAUCACAAACUCGAUUCUCAACUACCUCCAUCAUAACGACAACCGCAACCGUGAACUGGAUCCACUGGUGAAGUUCUGUUCCAACGCCGAACGAAUAACGAGAAGGUUCCUGAGCGAGAACCCAACUAUCGUAGUCCUGAAGUCGGACAAAGGAAACAAGACGGUAUUGAUGGAGACACAGGACUACAAGACCAAGAUGCUAGAACUACUACAAGAUCGCAGUACGUACGAACCUAUCUCAAGAGACCCCACAUCACGCUACCAGCAACAGAACAACAGCCUGGUCAACCGACUCAGGAAUCUGGGUCUUAUCGACAGAAAAACAGCUAGUAGAUUAACCACAUAUAAAGCGGUAUGCCCUAGAAUCUACGGUCAACCGAAGGCUCAUAAACCCGGCCUUCCUCUGAGACCUGUGGUACCAAAUAUGACGGCACCGUCGUACCAGCUUUCGAAGUUCGUUGGGAGCAUCCUCCAGAAGUCACUGGUAAGUGAAUACAACAUUAAGGACUCCUACACUUUUUGUGAGUUCAUCAACAACGUAACACUACCGGAAAACUACGUGUUGAUUUCACUCGAUGUGAAAGCUCUCUUCACAUCGAUUCCGAAAUCGCUGGUCUUGAACAACAUCAUAAUGAGGUGGGACGAGAUAAAACCCAACACGAAUAUAAACCUAGAUCUGUUCCUUGAGAUCGUAGAAUACUGUAUAGAUUCUAGCUACUUCCGGUAUGAUGGUCAACACUACCACCAAAUCUUCGGAACCGCCAUGGGAAACCCGCUAUCCUCGGCCACAGCCGACUGGAUCAUGGAGAGCCUGCUAAAUUCAGUCUUGAACAAACUAAACAUCCCGCUACCGUUCAUUCGGAAGUUUGUCGAUGAUCUGGUGACUGCAAUCCCACUCAACCAACUACAAAGCGUACUGCAAGCAUUUAACAGCUAUGACACCCACAUCCAGUUCACGCACGAACUGGAAGUGGAUAACUGCCUACCCUUCUUGGACAUGCUGCUCAUUCGCCACGAGAACCAAAAGGUCACAACGCGGUGGUAACAAAAACCCAUAGCGAGUGGGAGGUUUUUGAAUUUCCGGUCAUUUCACCCCCUAGGGCAAAAACUGAAUACGGCCAGAAACUUCAUAAAUAGAGUGAAUCGUUUGUCAACAGACCUAGAUGAAGUUUCCAAAAACCAACUAAUAGACAAACACCUCAAGCUUAAUAACUACCCCAAGUCAUUACGCAACAGGCUGGCCAAUAGAUCGAAUACCCGCAAUGACUCCCCAACAGCAACACCGGAUGAAAUGGACCUGGAACAUACCUACCGUUCAAUCGCAUACAUGCCUCACCUGUCGAAUCGCAUCGACAAGGAAAUCCAGAAAAACUACAAAAACAUACGACUUGCAACAUACAACUGGAAAUCUGUAGGAGGUUUGUUCACAAAAGUGAAGGAUCCGAUCCCCGAAGAUCAACAGACCGAUGUCAUCUACUCCAUCCCAUGCAACGACUGCUCUGCCUGCUACAUAGGCAUGACGACAAACAGGCUCAAAACAAGGAUCAGCGGCCACAAAACACACUACAACGUGCUAGACAGAUUACAGCAAACAGGAGUCAGCAUAACGGAUCCGCAAAUCACCCAGCUCCAGCAGAAAACAGCCCUAAUGGAACACACGAUCGUCGAAAACCACCGAUUCAACCUAGAAAACACAAAAAUUUUAGUCAAAACAAACAAAUCACACACACUCCCAUAUUUGGAAAUGUGUCACAUCGUGAACAACAGCAACUGCAUCAACCGAAGAACAGACACAGAGGGUUUAAAUGCAAUAUACGCAGGAAUACUUCACAAGCUAGGAACGAAAAAACAGAAAAACACAGAAAAUGUAAACACACACGGAAUCACAACAAACACGGAUAAUACACAUACACACAACAUAAUCGAAACACCACUCACACAAGAUUGAAAAUGUCAAUAUCAGUCUCGAAAGCGUAGAGUGCAGGUGCAAGAAAAAAGCGUAGGCAGAAAGAAAUCACAGAAGCGAUAAAAAACAAGCUUUGUGCGAUUAAGCUGCUAUAAAGUUGCGAAACACAGUGUCGGGCGUAAAAAUCGACACACAUGCAGCACCAAAGACGCCAUUACAAACCAUCUACAGACACAAUACAGACAACCAAAUGUAGGCCACUACACAUGAUUACAAAAAUACAAACUCCUGUAAGUAGGGGAAAAUGGGGCACUUUGAGGGAAAGAAAUCGGAAAUCAAUGUAUAUUCAAACACCAAAUUUUUAGAUCCCCUGAAGAAGGUUCAAUAAAGAACCGAAACGUCGGACGUAGGAGCAAAAACUGUGUUUGCUAACCACUCAGACUGCUAUUGCCGAAAAAUUAUCUCGCUCAUCGAAAGUUUCAGUCGUAAACGAUAGUCAUAACACAUCAUGGCACAUACACCACGCGUCCACUUCUACGCGCACAUCGAGUUGGAUAUUACUUUCAAAAUAAUAUUCAAAUGAUACCGAAUUGAUAGGCAAGUAGUGCGAAUUCAAGUGCCAAUCCUCUCAUAUCAGCUUGCAGAUUUUUUACCGUGUAGUAGAAAAUACUUUAAUUGUGGCUCUCUGGGGGAUCCAAGCCUCGAACAGUUUUGGGUGUUAUUCCAUAGUGAAUAUUUGCCAAGCACUGUUAUUUACAUACAAACUAGCUGUGAUGUGUGAGUUUGCUUCUCAUUUUACUUUUUCGUACAAAAUGUUGAAACCACGAAGAUACUAUAUUACCUGCCAUGGUUUGAUGGCCAAAAAUCAUCAAACAUUAACUGCGUUUUCACGAAACGCGACGCGAGACAAGACACGACACUUAUGGUUCUUACAAUCGUCAAAAUAAUUAAAAAAUUACCUUAAUGCCGACCGGAUUCGGUUGUCUCGCGUCGCGUUUCGUGAAUGUCGUGAUUGUUCUUACGUUAGCACUAAAUGCACAAAUUGAUAGUAAUUUGAUAGAUUAACUGCGUUUGGCUAGAAUUAUGAUAAAACUAAUAAUAACAAGUAUGCUUUGACGAGAGACGAACCAGCCAAGGGCUGAAACCCUCUUUAAUAAAGACACAUCAAUCAAUCAAAUCAGUAAUGUUUUGACAAAACUAUCAUACAUCAUAAAUAAGGCCAAUUAGAAUAUCAACUUGGAUAAUCAGCAUUUUACAAGAAUCUUACAUCACGUGCAAUCUGCUAAGCCCAUCAAAGAUAGUAAACUUGUUAUUAGUAUAGCAAUCAAGCUUGUAAUCGUUCUGCACAAUAUCAAAUGUUACAGUUUGUUGAAUGAUUUUUGAACAGGGUAAUUCUACCCCAAGCAGCACACAUGUUACAAAGAAGUGUUGACAGCGCACAGGUUUUUGGUUGGACACGAGUCAUUUUCAAGUUAUUUGCCAUUGGAUUAGAAUAACAUGAAUGUAGGUACUGUACAACCAAAAACUCGCGCUGUCGACACUCUUUUGUGACAUAUGUGCUGCUUCUGCUUGGGACAUGUUCUGACAGUUUUAUAUAUCACCUGAUUAUGCAUACACGGUUCUUAUGAACGUUUUGACCUUCGAGGCAAAAUGCACUGAUGUCAAGCUAGCAAAACAAGCUAGCACACAAGCCCCAUAGCCCUAUUCAAAAAAGAUAUCCAAACCAAUUAAAUUGUCUCCCACGAUUCUCCAUGCUCACCCGCUCCUCAAAAUCUGACCUAAUGUUUACGCCAUUAGGCAACCAGCUCUGAAUGCAACCAAAUUUCAAAGGUGGAGAUGCAAGUACAUCACCCUUUUGUCCUGCCAUCUCUGCGUCGCGGCGGGGGAACGGAGAGACCCAAUUGUGAAAACCCAAUCUCGCACUGAUCGCACUGAUGAACCUAUACUAGGUACUAUGUCGCGGUCCAUUUGAGCGGCGCAUGUUUCCAUUCCGCCCGGUCCUGUCGCAGCCGCAGGCAAGUGAAGUUGAAGCUUGGUUGCCCCUUGUUUGACCCCGUCGACACCUUACUGCAGAGAGUGCACGCGGCUUGUGGUGGGCCUGCCUCAGUGCCACACCAACCACUCCGACCCCAAAUGUAGGUAUGUCUGAAGAAGAUAGAGAAGAACUUGGGACCUUUUGCUCUCGUUGCUAUUGAUGGUUGUCGGCGUCGUGUGACUGAAUGGUGUGAAUGAAAAUCCACGGCGGCGAUGCACUAGUGGUGGCUGUUGCACUGACAAGGUGGUUGCACAAUUUCCAUCCCAAACAAUUCAUUUGUCGACGAUGGUUGUCCGCGGUUUUGUAUUUUAAAUAUUUUGACGAGUGGCGUCAAGUGCACAUGGUCGGUCACAUAGCACCACGCUGAUCGAUUGAUGUUUUUCGUUUUCGUCGUGAGAGCUUGAUAGGCUCGAAUGUCUGACCAAGCGGUUGAAUUUGGACCUUCGUGAAAAAAUGGCAGUUCAGUUAAUGGACGCUUAGAACACGCAGUAUGUAGUAUGGCCCUAAUAGUCUAGUUUUGAACACUAUGAGAAAUGCCUCAUUUACAC